This is a messenger RNA of Miscanthus lutarioriparius, 675 nucleotides long. NCBI's taxonomy places the organism in Eukaryota, Viridiplantae, Streptophyta, Magnoliopsida, Poales, Poaceae. The record is from the annotation of a GenBank genome assembly.
AUGAGCCGUCAUAAAAAGAAAAUUCCGCCAAUUCAAAUAAAGGCGGUGGUUUACAGUGAGCUGAGGGAGAUGUCUGGAACUCCAGUCGGUGUCGACAAUACUUCUAGGAGGAAAUUUGAUAAGGAAGAGUACUUGGAGAGAGCUCGACAGAGGGAGCAGCGGGAGAAGGAUGAAGCCCGGAAAGGCAAGGAAAGGGGUCCUCCUGUGCAAAGACAGCCUUUGAAGCACAGGGACUAUGAAGUUGAUCUUGAUUCUCGUCUUGGCAAGACUCAGGUGGUGACCCCGAUUGCACCGUUGAAUCAGCAGGCUGGGUACUACUGUUCUGUAUGUGAAUGUGUUGUUAAAGAUUCAGCCAACUAUUUGGAUCACAUAAAUGGCAAGAAGCAUCAGAGAGCGCUGGGCAUGUCUAUGCGUGUUGAAAGGGCAUCACUUGAACAGGUUCAGAAAAGGUUUGAGGCACUUAAGAAAAGGAAGGACCCAAGCGCCUUUACUGAACAAGAUUUGGAUGAGAGAAUAAUGAAACAACAGCAAGAGGAGGAGGAACGGAAGCAGCAACGCAAAGAAAAGAAGAAAGAGAAGAAAAGAGAACAGGCAGCCCAACAUGAACCUGAGGACGUUGACCCUGACAUUGCUGCCAUGAUGGGUUUUGGAGGGUUCGGUUCCUCAAAGAAGUGA